AUGUCGAAAGCGAAAGACUUCAAAGAGACUUUCAAGAGAUUCGAUCAAUACCUAAACGGUGAGACUUCAAAGUUUGAUAUGCCUGCCGUACUCAACAAUAAUUCUCCUCCUAUGAGAUUGUCCGAAAUCGACGACAUAUUUGGAGAGCUUAAAACCGAAGGUGAAGAUCGAGUAUUCGGAGAUUCAUCAAAGUUGUUGGUUAAUCCGCAGAGUCCUUGUACAUCUCGUCCGAUACUUACACUUAAUAAUGUGACUAAAGGCAAAAGAGCAUACAGAAAGAAAACAGAUAAUCAAGUUCAAGUUCCGAAGAAAGGUCUUAAUGAAGAGAAAGAUUCUCUAGAUGAUUGGGUUGUGGUAGGGAAUGAUGACAUCGGUGAUAAGAAAUAA
This is a messenger RNA of Arabis nemorensis, 387 nucleotides long. Lineage: Eukaryota; Viridiplantae; Streptophyta; Magnoliopsida; Brassicales; Brassicaceae. The record is from the annotation of a GenBank genome assembly.